Messenger RNA from Lepisosteus oculatus (spotted gar), 3839 nucleotides. It is a transcript of the gene ccnt2a, whose product is annotated as cyclin T2a. Gene Ontology annotation, cellular component: cyclin/CDK positive transcription elongation factor complex; nucleus. Lineage: Eukaryota; Metazoa; Chordata; Actinopteri; Semionotiformes; Lepisosteidae. The record is from RefSeq and is a predicted model, not a curated record. Gene Ontology annotation, molecular function: cyclin-dependent protein serine/threonine kinase activator activity. Gene Ontology annotation, biological process: positive regulation of DNA-templated transcription, elongation; regulation of transcription by RNA polymerase II.
AAAAACGACAACACUUUCCUUGUUGCAGCCUCAUGUGCGUGCGCUGGAGUUGUAUGUACUUGAAUCGUCGAUAUCUGAGAACAGAAGAGAUUUGUUUUGUCAUUUACAAUUUGUUAGUCCGAAAUUUUAAGCAUAGACUCUUCUACAAAAGCAGUAUUAAUCGUAUCUGUAUUGGAACUGUUACAGCACUCCAAAGACAAUCUAGCGAAAAACACAGCAGUCGUUUGAGGUCCUUGACUACAUUUCCCAUGAGCCCACGGGCGCGGGGGAGCGUUUCCGGCGCGGGUGACGCAGUAAGUUCCGCGCUGGGCGGCGUGCCGCUCCUCUGUUCCUGUGUGAUGCUGGAGCGAUGGCGGCGUGCCGGGGCUCCACUUCGAGAUGGUUUUUCACCCGGGAGCAGCUGGAAGCCACGCCGUCCCGCCGCUGUGGAGUCGAGCCGGACAAGGAGCUGUCCUACCGACAACAAGCGGCUAACCUUAUUCAAGAUAUGGGCCAGAGACUCAACGUCUCCCAGCUGACGAUAAACACUGCAAUCGUUUACAUGCAUAGGUUUUAUAUGUACCAUUCUUUCACGAAGUUCCACAGAAAUAUCACUUCUCCAACGACGUUAUUCUUGGCUGCCAAAGUUGAGGAGCAGCCGCGUAAACUUGAACAUGUCAUCAAAGUAGCACAUGCCUGCUUAAAUCCUCAAGAGGCACAGCUCGAUAUAAAGAGUGAUGCAUACCUCCAGCAAGCUCAAGAGCUGGUGAUACUUGAAACCAUAGUGCUGCAGACUUUAGGUUUUGAAAUAACAAUUGAACAUCCUCAUACUGAUGUUGUGAAAUGUUCCCAGCUAGUGAGAGCAAGCAAGGAUUUGGCACAGACUUCCUAUUUCAUGGCUACCAACAGCCUGCACCUAACUACUUUCUGUCUUCAGUACAAGCCGACUGUGAUAGCGUGUGUGUGCAUUCAUUUGGCUUGUAAAUGGUCCAACUGGGAGAUCCCUGUAUCCACAGAUGGAAAACAUUGGUGGGAAUAUGUGGACAAAACUGUCACGCUAGAACUGCUUGAUGAGCUGACACAUGAGUUUCUGCAGAUACUGGAGAAGACGCCCAGCAGACUGAAGAGGAUUAGAAACUGGAGGGCCAAUCAGGCUGCCAAGAAACCCAGGAGCGAAGGCCAGGCGGCCGACAGCUCUUUUCCGAGUCCUUCCUUGGCUCAGAAUCCGUCUUUGGUGGACAGUAUUGCUGGAGUGUCCGCAAACGCGACGUUCCCCAAAGCAUCCACCUCGGCGUCCUUCCCGGUUCCCCUGCCCUCGAACGCCGGGGCAGGGGGCGCUCCCAUGCAGGCCGGCCACUCCCUUGACACCAUGGCGGCAGUGACGUCAAGCAUGCAGAGCGCCUCGUACAACUUCACCGCCCCCAACGACUGGCCGCAGCACCAGGAUCAGAGUAGGCCCGAGGUGUACACUCUCAAACAGGAGGUGCUGAGUAUGCAGCCUGGGGCCUCUGGGCAGCUGCAUCCUGCCCUCCAUCACCGGCCGGACAAGAGCGCCGACUUCCCCACGAACAAACACGAACACAAGUCGGGCGGCGGCAAGCACCCCCCCCAGAUCUACACCCCGCCCGUCGCUACCCCCCAGAAAAUGUCUUUGGACAAGUACCGGGAGAAGCAGGCUGCGGAGUUCGCGAUACAGAAGCGGAAGCUGGAGGGCCUCGAAACGGAAGCCAGGGACUCCUACGUGCCGGCAGCCCAGGCGCUGGCGGACCAGCAGCACCACAAGAAGCACGCCCAGCCGCCGCAGAACCCGGGCUGCAGCUCCGUGGCGUCCCCCAUCAAAAUGAAGAUCCCCCUCGCGAACUCCGACAAGCCCGACAAGCACGGGGCGGAGAAGAAGGACAAGGGCUGCUCCCUGAAGCUGCGGAUCCCCAUCCUGCCCACGGAGAAGCCGGCCAGCAAGGAGGAGCUGAAGAUGAAAAUCAAGGUCUCCUCGGAGAGGCACAGCUCCUCCGACGAGGGCAGCGGGAAGAGCAAACAUUCCAGCCCGCACGUCGGCAAGGAGCACAAGGAGAAGCACAGGGACCAUUCCUCCCACCGCCACCACGGCGGCGGCGGCCACAAGCAUUCCCACUCGCAUUCCCACUUGCACGGCGGCGGCGUCAAGGCGGGGGCCGAUGGCGUGGCGGCCGCGGCCCUGGCGCUGCGGAGCCCGGUAGGUCUUAGCGGCGAAGCGGGCAUCCCCGGCUCCAGCUCUUCCCGGAAGAGGCCGCACCCCGACGUCAGUCACAACCACCACUCCAAAAUGAGCAAAAGUUCCAAAAGUUCAGGUAGUUCCUCUCAUUCUUCCUCUGUAAAGCAGUAUGUAUCGUCUCACAGCUCUGUUCUUAACCUGCCCUUCCCCCCUCCUCCCCCUGUCACAUACCAGGUGGGCUACGGACAUCUCAGCACCCUAGUGAAACUGGACAAGAAACCAGUGGAGACCAACGGCCCUGAUGCCAACCAUGAAUUCAAUGCAAACAGCCAGCACAUGGACUACAAAGACACAUUCGACAUGCUCGAUUCGCUGUUAAGUGCCCAAGGAAUGAACAUGUAAUCUAGGAGGAGGAAGAGGAGUGGCAAAAAAACAGCUUAGGUCUUGUGUUCAAAAAAAAAAGAAAAAGGAAAAAAAUGCUUCCUGAUUUUUUUUUUUAGGCAGUGUGACUCGAUCCUGUCCGUUUCAAUUUAACAUAAUUGCUGCUUCGUCCUCCACACUCUGGAAAAAAUAGUGUAAAUGAGUUUUAUCUCCACACGUGAAUACUAUUAUAAAUACUGUAUAAGCAUGAAAGGUGCAAUUUUUUCUUAAAUAAUUUAACAGUAUUUCCACGACUGUAAACUUCACACAGGAGUAUGGCUGCUUCCGAAAUAAGGUGCCUUGUGCAAUGAAGGCAUGAUUUAACACUGCAGCCGAGAAAAAUGGGUUUGUAGUCGCUUAGCUUUUGAGUGAGUGUCGUUUCCUUUUUUUUAUAUCUUUAUACGGUAUGUAUGAGUUGCAUGUUUCAGUCAUAAAGGGAUAAAACAAUGAUGACAACUGUUUACAGAAAGUGGAGAUAAAUGUACAUACAUUUUUGUAUGUUAAGCUAUACCAUAAAUACUCAGGUUUGGAGCUGCUUGUAAGUAUAACUAUAAAUAUAUAUAAAAGACUUACUUGUAACUUGUGUCAGAGUCCAUCAGUGAUUCAGACGGCAGCAUUCCAGCUACUUUGAACUUGUAAGCUGCAUGCCUGCCAGGUGGGGCACAUUAUCCUUGUUCUGGCCAUCCAGAUUCCAAUAUUGCAUAACCUAGAAAGAGGUCGGAGGUCGUGGAAUUUGUACGCUGUUCUGACCUCCUGGGCUUGAGUUGGAUGCCAAAGGUUGUGCCUCAAACAUAAAAGGACAAUUAUAGAACUAUACAAAGUUUACAUAAUCUUUGCUGUGAAGUGCAUUUAAAAUGUUUCUUGGCUUGAUGCAGUAGCCUAGAUGCAGAGCUGUUAAUUGAUUAUGGUAAUAUAGGAAUAUUAAUGUUUAUUAAAAUUUAAAAAAAAUAAUAAUUGGGCAACUUGUAAGUCAAGUAAAGAUGACAGUUUUGUGUUGUAUUAUUUUUCAGGUCAGUUUUCCUAUAUAAUGCAUUGUUUUUAAUUCCUAAUGCAGAUAAUUGUUCUCAUUUGAUUAGUCCUUCCUAAUUUUGGUGUGCAGAGUUCCAGAAUUAAGCCAAGAAUGUAUGUUUCCAGUAUCAAUACAGUGAUUUUACUCCAAUGCAGGACUACAGUGGUUAAGAAACAAGUGCAAAUCUUGACAUCCAGUUUUUCAUUUAAGUUCUCUAAAUAAAUUUUAAGGUUACCACCA